This is a messenger RNA of Manis pentadactyla (Chinese pangolin), 2666 nucleotides long. RefSeq lists its product as uncharacterized. The coding region runs from base 269 to 1288 and encodes 339 amino acids. The record is from RefSeq and is a predicted model, not a curated record. Gene Ontology annotation, molecular function: structural molecule activity. NCBI's taxonomy places the organism in Eukaryota, Metazoa, Chordata, Mammalia, Pholidota, Manidae. The transcript is spliced from 2 exons.
CCCUGAUGAUUGUAUCACAAAAGAGCUGAAGAUUAAAGCUUUCUGCAGAAGAAUCCUGCUGUUGUUGCGUGCUGUUCUUGCCAGCGAGGACGGGGCGCGCGACAAGUGGUGCCGAAACCCGGGAAUCAGAACAUCACCGGCACAGGGAGGACCCUUCAGACAUCUGGAGAGGAUUCAGAACUGCAGGACAGAAGAAAGCCCAGAGAGGGUGAAGAAAACCCCUUCUGGAUCCCAGAGCGCCUGACAAGGAAGGUCCUGGACAAAGGAGAUGACCUCUCUGUGCCUACUGAUCCUGCUCUCGUCGCUGGGAACCCCGAUUCAGGGAGUACUGAGAUGGGGAAUAUUGUCUGCCUUCCCUAAGCCUAUGCCGGUCCGCUAUAAUGCAGUAGUGUUUCCACGUCUCUUCACUACCAACUCCAGUAUAAAUCUGCCAUACGUAGCCAUGGAUACAGUAACCGCUCCUUUGGGAGAAAACCGAUCCUUUGUAACCAGUGGAUCGUUAUGCUUUACCACCAAUAUAACUCAGACAAACUGUAUUCCCCUCACACGAAAAGCAUAUGGCUGGUAUGAUCCUUAUGACCGGCAUACGGCCGCCUCCUCUUCCAGAACUGCGUUUUCUCAGGCAAAUCUCACCUUGGAGGUCAUCUGGAUCAAUGGUACCUUUGUCCAGCCCAAACCCCCCAAAUCAACACAGCGUAGACCAUAUCAGCCCAGGUAUGCUCCCCAGUGCUUGGGAGACUAUGAGGAAGAUUCAUGGCCUUGGACUGAUUGUCAAUCCCAUACAGCUAUUUGGGUAGACGAGAAUCAGUAUUUCUCCCUCUCACCAGAUAUGUCUAGAGAAACCCUGUGGAAAACCCAAGGAGAGUCUAGUAUUUCACAAGACGUAUCGCUUAACCCGUUCCAUAAAUGGCUGUUAUGCGGUACCAAUGGGUCUUGCACUGAUCUCUCUCCCCUUAGUCUUCUCUUGGGAGGAAACAGCAGCAUGGGGAAUGUCUCCCUCCAGACACAGCUCUCAUCCUCAUGUACAACUUAUAACGCAACUAGCAUGACCCAACUACAUACCGGACCUAUAGUCACAGGAAAUCUCAAGGCUUGUCGCCUGUAUCAGAUCAUUAACAACACUAACCCUCAAGUAGUCCCGCCAACUCCUGUCUGUCUUUAUCCCCCAUUCCUAUUUAUCUUGUCCAAUGAUGGUUUUAGCUCCUGUUCCAAUACCUCCUGUUUUCUGUCUCAGUGCUGGAAUGCGCUUAAUUUUACUAAUGCCUUAGUGGCCCGUGUCCCUCGUUGAGUCCCUGUCCCAGUUGAUGCUCCUGAUUCAAUGACAUUGUUCCGCGAAAAACGCGACUUUGGCAUCACUGCCGUCCUGGUAACCAUCAUGUCGGUGGCCGCAGUGGCCGCCACAGCAGCCGCCAUAGCUUUGGACACCACUAUCAAAACAGCUACAGAACUCAAUAACCUUGCGGAAUCAGUAUCCUCUGCCCUUGACCAUCAGUCCACACUUGAUGGCAAGCUGAAAGGAGGAAUAAUGGUCCUCAAUCAGCGAGUAGAUCUAGUGGAAGAGCAACUAGAUGUGCUCUGGCAGUUAGCCCAAUUGGGAUGUGAGCGAAAGUUUCGCGCUCUCUGCAUUACUAGCAUACAAUAUGAAAACUUUACGCGAGCAGCUAAUCUGUCACGAAGCCUGUCCCAGUAUCUUUCAGGAAACUGGUCCCAAGACUUUGAUGGAGCGUUGGAAGAGCUACGGCAAGAAAUAACCCACAUCAACUCCACCCGGCUGGAUAUCUCCGUAGCAGAAGGACUCUCUUCCUGGUUCCACAGAGCCCUCUCCCACGUCAAAGAGUGGGCGGGCAUGGCUGGAAUGGGUAUAUUCAUGCUUGGAGGUCUCAUGCUCCUACUCUGGUUGUUAUGCAGGCUCCGUGCCCAACGCAGGCAAGAUAAAGUGAUCCUUGCUCAAGCCUUGAUGGCGGUAGAUAUUGGCGCCUCUCCCCAAGUAUGGCUCAACAUGCUCAAUAAAGAAGCUCAGCUUUAGCUUGAGGUAGCCCUUGCACCCUGAGCCCUUGUGGCAUUGCACCAGGCCCGGGUACCUUAUCGCUUACCUGCAGCUUUCCCUAAGAAACUCGCGGUGCAAGAGGGUCAAAGAAAAGGUCCAAGACCCUUUGUACCAGACGGUCCCAACAUCUGCUAGAGGAUGCGAGGCUAUGCACUGCAAGAGGUUUUGGACCCCUCUGAGAGACAUGCCUGAUUGCAUAGGGGUAGAUGUCUACAAACCCCUCUCCGAAAAUAGGACAUCAAAUGUUUCUGGAGAUCAGGCCUCUAUCUCCGCCUCAGCUGACAUGUUCCGUUCUGAGUUUCAACAAAACAAAAAAGGGGGAGAUGUUGGUAGCCAUACCCACCGCACCCAAAGAUGGCGCCCAGCUUAAGGGGAAGUUGUAGGUAAAACAAAAACAACUUCUGGAAAGUCUCGUACUUCCCAGCCGCAUACCACAUGCUAAUUAGGCCUCCACCUGCCAGCCAAUUGGCGCGUCUUAGCAGCUAUGCUAAUGAGGCAUCAUAGGCAGCGUGCAAUCAGCUUGGAGCAUGAGAACUAUAUAAGCUAGCCCAGUCUUUCCCUUGGGUUCUUUCCCCUGAUGAUUGUAUCACAAAAGAGCUGAAGAUUAAAGCUUUCUGCA